AAGAAAGAGGAGAAGGAGCUGCAGGAGGAGGAGGAGGAGGAGGCAGAAGAGGAGGAGGAAGGAAGAAUUAAAGAAGAAGAGAAGAAGCAAAUUGAAGACAGGAAAGACGAGAAGGUGGAACAACCCAAGGAAGUGGAGCAACCCAAGGAAGUGGAGCAACCCAAGGAAGUGGAGCAACCCAAGGAAGUGGAGCAACCCAAGGAAGUGGAGCAACCCAAGGAGGCUCCACCCAAGGAGGAGGUGGAGGAAGGGGAGGAGGAGGAGGAGGAGGAGGAAAAAGAGAAGGAGGUGGAGAAGGAGGAGCUAAAGCGACGAUGA
This is a messenger RNA of Guillardia theta CCMP2712, 318 nucleotides long. RefSeq lists its product as hypothetical. The record is from RefSeq and is a predicted model, not a curated record. The annotation marks the transcript as partial. The transcript is spliced from 3 exons. NCBI's taxonomy places the organism in Eukaryota, Cryptophyceae, Pyrenomonadales, Geminigeraceae.